GCCACCUGCCAUGACCACCGCUGUCCUGGCAGCACCCUGCCUGCCCAGGCUUAGCGGCCCUGCGGCCAGUGGGCAAAACUGGGUGGCCCUGUCCAGCUGGAAGGUGGGCUGGGAUCAACCCUGCCUGGGGGGAGAUGGGGACCCCCUGGAUGCUCCCUGCUCGGAGUCUGCCUCCCCAAAGUGGGUCAGUGUGCAGGGGGGAUGGAAAAAGAGAAAAGAAAGAAAAAAGAAAACUUUUUUUUCCCCCCUUUCUUUUGGAAAUGAAAGAAUGUACAAGCAAGUCAUAUUUUCGGAAGGAUGUUUUUAGGCUCUGGUUGCUGGCCUAGAGCUGCUGGUGUCUGCGUGUGCCAUCCUGGUCCUUCAAGCUUCGGCAGGUUUUUACCUUUCAUGUUGUGCUGUGCUCAUGGUUGCUGCGUGGGAUCUCCCUCGUUGCUGUCCUGGCACGGCCGGGCUGACGAACGAUCCCUCUGCCCUGUGCCUGGGUGUUACCUCCUGGGGUACCAGGUUUCUCCUGAAUCCCCUGCUCUGCCCCUGCUCCUCAUCCCGCAGCCAGCGUCAGCCUCGCCCAGGGGACGGGGCUGCAGGUUUACCUUCGUGCUUGGUUCAGAGAGUUUGGGGAAAAGUGAGAGGUAGAGAUGGGCCAUUAGAGGGCACUUUUGCAAUCCUGGAGAAGGAAAACGGUGCUUAUUAUUUCACUUAGGACUGUUUAUUUUGGCGCUCUCUUAAAUUCAGUGAUAAACAGCAGGCAAAUCCCUCCAGUCAGCAGGAAUAUAUCAAUAAAAUAUUGACUCAGAGUUUAAAAGAAAAGAAAACAAGACGAACUUGUAGAAAAGGGAAUAAAAGGCAUUUAGGAGGUGGCACAGUCUGGAGAAUAAAAAAACCACACAACACAUUUAAUGUAAUUUGUAUGGCUUUACAGUACAGCUCUUAGGCCUCAGCUUGUACCUGGCUUCUAAAAACGAAACCGGCUCGGAGCAUGGCACACCAAGACAAGAAGAUCGUUUGUUGGAGGUGUCUGAGGGCUGGCUGGGAGUGCACGAAUUUGCGCGCUCACAUCUAGCGAGUGCAUUCUCUGAGAGACUCUGUCAAAGUCAUCGCCCAGUGGUGAACCUGCCCAGAAAGAAACAUGGGGUGAAUAAAUGAUAUUUUUGCUUUCCCCUUGAUGUUUUGUGUGAGUAAACUACAGAGGAUUGAGCUUUAAACUCUGCCAAAUUAUAACGAGUGCACUGCAAAAAAUAAAUCGGCUUAUUAACUGUUGUGAAAGGGUGGUAUAACACUGACAGCAUGGUUUCCAAAAACUGUGAGUGAGUUUUGGAUGCUUCUUUGCUGUUGAGACGUCCCACUUUUGGAAGUGUUGUGCAUGAAAAUUGGGCCCAUUUUAAGCCUCUGAGGUUGGAUAUGUCAGAAUGAAAGCACUUGAUCCUAUUCUCUUGUAAAGGAGGAAAGAUUAUAAAACUUCUAUUUUUCAGUAACCUUGAGAGGUUUGCCAAGCUAUUUCAUGUAUGGGAUGGGUCAGUGCUGCUGGCCCAGGCUGGGCAGGAAUCACAGAACUAACCUUAAUGUGUAUUUUGUGGUUAUUUUUAGGCUGAAAUGCUUUUACAAUUAGAUAAAGAAAUUAAAGACAAAUCUGUGCCUUGACACUACACCAUGGUUGUUAACAGGGACAGGAGUUUUUUAAGUGAAUUAUCUAGUAUUUAAGAAAUUAAGCUUAGCUUGGGUAGUCCUACAAUCAAAAUUUGUUUAUUUUAAUAGAGGUUACAUUGCACUGGAAAUGACUAUGGGAAUAUACAAGAUUGCAGUUUCAGGGGGUUCAUGUGGAGGACGCUGUCUGCACAAAGUGUCAGAGUUUCUUACCUAACCAAAUAAUCUGCUGUAACUGUUGUGAUUAAGUUGGAAAGAAUUUCUUCCCUGUUGGCCAACGAUAAUACUUGAAAAAUCAAUAAACAGCGUGUUAGAGCACACGAAACGCAUCCUGCUUUGUGUCAGAGGAGGUUUCUGCUGACUUUGGUGACUCAAGUCAGCAAGUAUUUUGACUUACGAUCUUUGCCCCGAAAGGUCAAAUGCCAUUAACUUUGCUGAUAAGUAUCAACACUUCAGUCUGAAAUCGAGGAAAUAUGUCUGUUGUCAUCAAAAGCUAAGUCAGGACCUGGUUGGGAUAAAUUUUGACAAACUCUGGGAAAGCUAAAUCGGGAUUUAACUAUAAGUAGCCAUUGCACGUCUUAGGUAAAGUCCUUUACUGCUUUCCCUUCUGUAGGGCUACCUUCUGAAACCUGUUAUUAAAACACCCCAAACAAUAACAAAGUGCACAAUUUGAGACCGGUGAGCACUGGAGCUGAAGCAUUACAAGCACUGCAAACGGAGAACUGUGGCUGUGCAUUGCUCUUGCCAGGUUAUAUAGCUGAAUAAAUAAGGGUGCAGCCUUAUCCAACUACAAAAUACCAUUUGGCAGCCUCAGCACAAGGAGGGCUUCCCUGCCAGACAAACAGGGUCAUCGACCAGCAAGCUUGCUGCAGGGCCCCCAGCAUGCUUGCUGCCCUCUCGCAUGGGGCUCUUCCACGGUCUCCGUGCCCACCAGGGACACAACCACGGGGGAAACUCUGCCAGGUGAACCUCAAGCAUUCGCUUUCAUCUUUCCUGUGGUUUUCUACUCAGGAAGGGGAGGAUCUGGUGGCAAAUACAGGAAUAUGUGGCAGGCUGGGGAGGGAGAAAGCUAAGGAAGGCGUAGCAGCCCUUGGUGUGAGGGAAGGCACGAGCGAAAGGAGGAAAAGAUAAAAUUGCAUCCUGGUGAGGGAGUUUUCAGUAUGUGUCAGUUGUGGCUCUCGGUUACUUUGGGGUUUGCUACAUAUUUUCUCUUCCCUCUUGCAUCACCAGUUUCAGUGGGAAAAUAGAAAGAUGAAGGACAGGGACCGCACAAGUUAGAGAAAACAGUAGAAAGUGGGGUGGGAAUGAGCUGACGUAAUGGGGCCAGGGACAGCAGAGAGGAGGGGAGGGGGUGGGCAGGGGGGACCUGUAUUGUGGGUGAAAGGAGCAAUUAAAUAACGAUGUUAGAGGCAGAGGAAGCAAUAUGAGGGCAAAACCAGCCAUCUGCGAGCCUUGCUGGUGUCAGGAGACCUGCUGUCCUGCGCGUGGCUGGCUGUCUUUAGCUGUACUGGGAGCAGGACAGGCAGAUGCUGGAGCCUCCUCUCACAGUGGGGCUAGAGGCAGCAGGCAGGGAGGAUUUGGGAAGAUUUUGUCAGGAGCUCAGGGGUGAAAAAAAGGACGAGACCCCAUGCUGCCUGUGGCGAAUUCCCACAUUUGGGAUGCUGGUGCCUGCAGCGAGCUUCAGUGAUGAAGAGAGGGGCAGAGGCUAGCAGGCUGCUGGCCACUGGCCUCUGUGAAGAAGAGAGUGGGAAGGGGCACGCAGGGAUUUGGGGGCUGCCAGGGAGUGGGUCUUGCUCCUAAAGGGCCAGAGCAUGUGGGCUGGGGCGAGGAGGAGGGUCCCGUACCUUGACUACACCUGCCACCGGUGGCUCCUCUGGGCUUUUUGGAAGGUAAAGCCAUGGGCGGGGGGAGGAGGCGGCUGCCAGGACUUCCCUCAGGGGUGCUGCUUUAUAUUUUCAUGAAGUGCUUGAAAGGGAAGAGCAAUUUUAUAAUGGCUUAGCCUAUGUCACUUCUCAAGGAGCUCUAUAUUUACUAUUUUUACAUAAAAUAUUAGAGAAAAAUCAAGUAGAGGAGAAAAAAAUGCCCAGUCUCAACAGCAGAGUUGAUCUUAAAGGUAAAAAGAGUUUGUUAUAAAGCCAUAGUCAAUUGACAGCACAGUACAAGGAAUGGUGCGUGACCACACAUUUAGCCAAGUAACAAGAUAAAACUGUUCCUGACAGCUCAGCCUUUUAUGAUGCUUCUUCCUAAAGUGCGUGGCUAACAAAAUUUAGGUAAUUGCUUAAACCUCUUUUCCCUAUUUAAAAAAAAAUGUUAUCAUUUAGUUAUUUAAACUUUGAUACUUGUUCCAGAAAUGGGCUUUUUUUUUGCCCCCUACCACCCCCCCAUAUCAGAGCUAUUACAGAUGAGCUCAUCUACUGUACUGAAAGGCGAUUUCCAGCCUGUCCCACUGUAUAUGUUAGGGUAGUCAUUACUGACCUAGUUGUAGACAUAAUAAUGAAAGGCUGAGAUUAUGAAUUAUUAUGCCUAAUUUGUAAGGGAUUCUCUGCUUUUGUGUUUUGCAAUUCCCAUCAGGCUUGAGGAUUAAGCCCUGCUGAAUUGCAGGCUAAUACCAAUGUGCUUUGAGUAUGUGUGGGCUUAUAUCACAUGUUUUCCUAAUUCACUAUUUUUAUAAGGAACAAUUUCACUGGAAAUAUUUACUUUUCAAAGGAUUGCUGGAAGCCCCACCAAAAUCUCUGAAGGAAAGUGAAGUUGAUGUACCCUCCAUCUGCUCUGUGCUUACUCUAGCUCUUAUGUCCAGCGAGCUCUAUUUCUCUAUGGCAAAACAUCAAACUGUAACUCUACCAAUGUAUGUGGAAGGCUUUUGCUCUUAGUAAGAAGGAGAGAUACCAAUUUGCCAGCAGUGCACGGGCUUGCUUUGAAUUACAGUUCAAGAUGGAAAAAUCUUAUUUACAUACCUUAUUGAAGUGCUGUGUGAUGCGAGCUCAUUCCUUACAGUAUGUAAUGCUAGUGCUUGUACGGCAGUACAGUGAAGGUGCCUGCGAAACAUAAGGAGUAUGUGACAUUGUUAUAGGUACGCCCGUGUUUCAGCAGGAUAACAGCCCACAGGAGCCACACAAGUUUGCAGCUAGUCGAGUCAGCGACUGUGGGUCGCAAACAAACUGGUGCUUGGCUGCGGUCUCACCCACCAGCGUGGGACAAGCUGGCGGCAGCUCCGGCUGCCCAUGGUGCGGCCCUCCUCAGGUGGGACUCCCUGUCGUUGCUGUAGGAUGCUCCUGCUGCGCUGCCCGCUGCUGCUGCUGCUGCUGCCGCUCGGCUCCAGGCCCCAGAAAUUACCAACCAGAGAUGAGGAGCUCUUCCAAAUGCAGAUCCGGGACAAAGCAUUUUUUCAUGAUUCGUCAGUCAUCCCAGAUGGAGCUGAAAUUAGCAGCUACCUCUUCCGAGACACCCCUAAAAGGUAUUUCUUUGUGGUUGAAGAGGACAACACUCCCUUAGCAGUGACAGUGACACCAUGCGAUGCCCCUCUGGAGUGGAAACUGAGUGUGCAAGAGCUCCCAGAGGAAGCCAGUGGAGAGGGUUCAGGUGAACCAGAACCUCUUGAGCAACAGAAACAGCAAAUUACUAAUGAGGAAGGCACAGAGCUGUUCUCUUACAGAGGCAAUGAUGUUGAGUACUUUGUGUCCUCUAGUUCCCCAUCUGGUUUGUACCAACUAGAUCUGCUGUCAACAGAGAAAGAUACACAUUUUAAAGUGUAUGCAACCACUACUCCGGAGUCGGACCAACCUUAUCCUGAAUUACCUUAUGAUCCCAGAAUCGAUGUCACUUCUCUGGGACGUACAACAGUGACUCUGGCGUGGAAAUCAAGUCCCACUGCCUCCUUACUGAAACAGCCAAUUCAGUAUUGCAUCGUCAUCAAUAAAGAACACAAUUUCAAAAGCCUCUGUGCUGUUGAAGCCAAGCUCAGUUCUGAUGAUGCCUUCAUGAUGGCUCCAAAACCAGGUCUGGAUUUCAGUCCAUUUGACUUUGCCCAUUUUGGCUUUCCCUCAGACAACAACUCUGGCAAAGAACGUGGUUUCCUAAAAUCAUCAUCAAAGUUUGGGCGCCAAAUAUCCUCAAAGCCCAGAGUUGACCUGCAUAGAGUUUGUAUUGAGAACAAGAACAUCUUCACAGUGUCUGACCUGAAGCCUGAUACACAGUACUACUUUGACAUGUUCGCAGUAAAUGCCAACACUAACAUGAGCACCGCAUACAUUGGCACCUUUGCCAGAACGAAGGAGGAGGCUAAACAGAAAACAGUUGAACUGAAGGACGGCAAAGUUACAGAUGUAUUCAUCAAGAGAAAGGGAGCCAAAUUUCUACGGUUUGCUCCCGUUUCAUCUCACCAAAAAGUCACCUUCUCCAUUCAUUCAUGCCUGGAUGCUGUUCAGAUCCAAGUUAGAAGAGAUGGAAAACUUCUCUUGUCUCAAAACGUGGAGGGGGUGCGGCAGUUCCAGCUUCGAGGAAAAGCAAAAGCUAAAUAUCUCAUUAGGUUGAAAGGCAGCAAAAAAGGUGCUUCUAUGCUGAAGAUCCUGGCUACAACAAGGCCUAACAAGCAGUCAUUUCCUUCUCUUCCUGAAGAUACACGAAUCAAAGCCUUUGACAAACUCCGCACGUGUUCUUCGGUCACGGUGGCGUGGCUGGGCACGCAGGAGAGAAAUAAAUUCUGCAUCUACAGAAGGGAAGUGGAUGACAAUUACAAUGAAGAGCAGAAGAAAAGAGAGCAGAACCAGUGCUUGGGUCCAGAUACAAGGAAGAAAUCAGAAAAGGUUCUCUGUAAAUACUUCCACAGCCAGAACAUCCAGAAAGCAGUGACCACAGAGACAAUCAGAGGCCUGCAGCCUGGCAAGUCCUACCUGCUGGAUGUUUAUGUGAUAGGGCACGGUGGGCAGUCCGUGAAAUACCAGAGCAAAUUGGUGAAAACAAGGAAGUUCUGUUAGUGCCCCUGUACAUAGAAUUAUAUGGAACUCCAGUCUGAACAUUAUCCUACUUCCAAGUAUACAGAUUGACUACUUGCACAGCUGAGAAGUUGUGACCUGUAUUUGUACUGUGUAGAAAAGAUAUCAACUUGUAUAUUUAUGUUUACAUAAGUAAUUGUCUGGAGGAACUGAGGCUGGUGCUCUCUGGUAGCAUCUGGCAAUGGUACUAUCAUGUGUCUGGUGACCCACAUGUGAUGCUCAGUAGAUGUCCAAGGUAGCAGGAAACCUCGAAGGAACUGGCACUCCUUUGCUUCCAUAUUGCAUGAACUGCUUCUAAAUUAUUUUAUACUUAAGAGGCUGAGAUAUAUCAUUUUUCCACCUUGUUAUUCACACACAAAACUCACAGACAUACACCCUUUCUCUCAGUGUAGAUGGUAGGGUUUCUGUAAAUUAUUUUAUAGAGUCUUGUUUGAAAUGUUUAUGUUUCUAUGAUUGUAAACUAUUAAAAUCUCUCCCCAAUAAAAUACAGAUCUAAACUAAGUAUUAACUGGGCUGCACAUGAAGCAGUUUCAUUGCUAAUGUAAAUUCUUACCUAGCUGAUUUUCAUGUUUAAAUACUGUAUGUAUUUCAUGUACAAAGUUGCCAUAACGUUAUAUUCCUGUACAUAAAAUUAAAAAUAUUAGAUUAUA
This is a messenger RNA of Athene cunicularia (burrowing owl), 7282 nucleotides long. It is a transcript of the gene NDNF, whose product is annotated as neuron derived neurotrophic factor. The coding region runs from base 4863 to 6614 and encodes 583 amino acids. The record is from RefSeq and is a predicted model, not a curated record. The transcript has 3 exons. Lineage: Eukaryota; Metazoa; Chordata; Aves; Strigiformes; Strigidae. Gene Ontology annotation, biological process: extracellular matrix organization. Gene Ontology annotation, molecular function: protein binding.